Messenger RNA from Carica papaya (papaya), 1323 nucleotides. It is a transcript of the gene OMT1, whose product is annotated as O-methyltransferase 1. NCBI's taxonomy places the organism in Eukaryota, Viridiplantae, Streptophyta, Magnoliopsida, Brassicales, Caricaceae. The record is from RefSeq and is a predicted model, not a curated record. Gene Ontology annotation, molecular function: O-methyltransferase activity; protein dimerization activity.
ACUCGUCUCUCCAUCGUCGCCAACCACAGCCCCAUUUCUCUUCUUCCUUCAGAAACUCAAACCAGAAAAAUCUCCAGAUCAAACAUGGGAUCAACCGGAGAAACCCAGAUGACUCCCGCCCAAGUUUCUGACAAGGAAGCAAACCUCUUCGCCAUGCAGCUCGCCAGCUCAUCUGUUCUUCCCAUGGUCCUCAAAGCCUCUUUGGAGCUCGACCUGCUCGAAAUCAUGGCGAAAGCUGGUUCUGGCGCCGUCUUGUCCUCAAAGGAAAUCGCUUCUCAGCUUCCUACCAGUAACCCAGACGCACCGGUCAUGCUUGACCGGAUCUUGCGCUUGCUGGCGACUUAUUCGAUCCUCACCUGCUCGCUCCGCGACCUCCCCGACGGCGGAGUCGAGCGUCUCUACGGUCUCGGCCCGGUCUGCAAGUUUCUGACGAAGAAUGAAGAUGGUGUGUCUAUGGCUGCUCUCUGCCUCAUGAAUCAGGAUAAGGUUCUCAUGGAAAGCUGGUACCACUUGAAAGAUGCAGUGCUUGAAGGUGGGAUUCCCUUUAACAGGGCUUACGGGAUGACUGCCUUUGAUUAUCAUGGCACAGAUCCAAGAUUCAACAAGGUUUUUAACCUGGGAAUGUCCAAUCAUUCCACCAUUACCAUGAAGAAAAUCCUCGAAGACUACACCGGCUUCGAGGGACUCACCUCGCUGGUCGACGUCGGAGGUGGCACCGGAGCCACCAUCAAUAGGAUUGUCACCAAGUACCCUACAAUUAAAGGCAUCAACUUUGACCUGCCCCACGUGAUUGAAGAUGCACCCACAUAUCCCAGUGUGGAGCACGUGGGAGGAGAUAUGUUUGUCAGUAUUCCUAAAGCAGAUGCCAUUUUCAUGAAGUGGAUCUGCCAUGACUGGAGUGAUGCUCACUGUUUGAAAUUCUUGAAGAACUGCUACGAAGCACUUCCAGACAACGGUAAGGUGAUUGUAGCAGAAUGCAUUCUUCCGGUGGCUCCGGAUCCCAGCCUUGCCACCAAGCUAGUUGUGCAUAUUGACUGCAUCAUGUUGGCGCAUAACCCGGGUGGCAAAGAAAGAACGGAGAAGGAAUUUGAGGCAUUGGCCAAGGGAGCCGGGUUCCAAGGUUUCAGAGUAGCUUGCAGUGCUUUUGACACUUAUGUCAUGGAGUUUCUUAAGAACGUGUAAAAGAGUCUUGUCACCUCCGGUACAUAAAAAGAGUAUAAAGCAAAGGCCUUUUGGCUGAAAUGUUGGAAUUGGGUUUGAUCAUAAUUGGUUUUUGUUGAUGAGAAUUAUAAUAAAGAUGUGACUUUGUGAUGUUUAUGUCAA